Messenger RNA from Clonostachys solani, 1071 nucleotides. NCBI's taxonomy places the organism in Eukaryota, Fungi, Ascomycota, Sordariomycetes, Hypocreales, Bionectriaceae. The record is from the annotation of a GenBank genome assembly.
AUGAACAGUUCCGCGCUCAUGACUAGUGUUUCUUGCCUUGAUCGGCUUGACCUUUACAAGAAGGAAAAGCCGUUUGAGCUGCGCUUUCCCGCUCCUACCGGUUUCCCUCAGAAAAACAUGGUGAUUUCUGAGUAUGACGGUAUUGAGGUGAAAGAUGUCCGAGGCUCUGAAGACCAGCUCUCUAUAGAAAAGAACGGCUUUCUCGUAAUGAAGCUGGACCACGAUUUUGAUACGAUGGAUUUUGACAACAAGGAAAUAAUCAAGUCUAAAUAUUUGCCUAUAGUCGCCGAAUCUCUCAAGAGCCGCCUUGGCGCAAGUCGUGUCCUGGUCCAUGACUUUCUGGUUCGCAAGAGUCAUACUACAUUUCCCGUCUCCACGGGCGAGGUCUACGAAUGGGAGCAGCCGGCCAAUCUUCUUCACAUCGAUUCUACUCCAAAUGGAACGAAGCAGCUUGUGGGAAACCUUAGCCAGGAGCUAUUCGUUGAACUGUCGAAGAAGAGGUGCCAGUAUGUCACUGUCUGGAAGCCUAUCAAAGGCCCAGUUCGAAAAUGGCCUUUGAUGAUGGUAGAUACCUCCACAGUGAAUGUCAAUGCAGACCUUGAGGCAAGAGAUAUGGUUUAUUACGACAGCGUCGUUGAAACUCAUCUUGUCUACAAUUCCGACGACUACGAAUUCAAUUACUUAAGCAAUCAGACUACCACCGAGGCAUGGGUAAUUUUGCAAACAGACUCUGAAACACUAACUGGCACACCACACUCAUCUUUCCGUAACCCACUUGCAUCUGACUCAGAUCCAGAGAGGGAGAGUAUUGAGGGAAUUGUCUCUGUGUCGCAUAAUGCCGGCUCCUUGAAGCCAGUCGAGGAGGCCACGACUGAGAUAGUAACUACUCCAAUCCCUACAGCAUCCCUAACUAGCCAAGGAAAUGAAACCCAGUAUGAUGUCUUUCAAGGCGCCUACGACAAGAUCAAAUUGAAUGCUAAAUCAUUUGUUGAGAAUAUGCUACUGGUCCUCCCGGGAGACUUUGAGCUCAAUGGGCAAGAUAGCAUGUUGACUAUCCUAUAUAAGCCUUAA